Molecule: messenger RNA, 1652 nt
Organism: Bactrocera tryoni
Lineage: Eukaryota; Metazoa; Arthropoda; Insecta; Diptera; Tephritidae
Gene: Sas-6
Product: spindle assembly abnormal protein 6 homolog
Exons: 6
Coding region: 109-1548 (479 amino acids)
Biological process (GO): centriole replication
Cellular component (GO): centrosome; centriole
Source: RefSeq, a predicted model, not a curated record
AACAAUAAAUUGGCAACAUUAUUCUGAAGAAGAAAUGGGAGAAAAUGUGGUUGGCGAUAGUAAAGAAUAACAAAAGUAAACAAACAAAUUUAUAAACAAUUGUAUAAAAUGUAUGCCGCAGCCGACGAAGAAUAUUUUUGUAAUAGUAGCAACAAUACUGAAAGUAUUUUACCAACAGUGGAACUGAUGGUUAACUUUCGUUUGGAUGGUGAACGUAUGAAGAAGCCUUGCAUUAUGUGUGCCGAGAAGAUUGCAUUCAAAGGACUGCUUCAAUUACGGUUGACGGAGAAAAGUGAUCAACGGCGCAUGUACAUUACAACGGUGGAUGGUUGUUCUUUCAAUGAAUUGAAACAAGAUCAGUCAUUGCAUGUAACAUUUGCUGGUUUCAUAGAGAAUCUGGCAAGAAUGCUUCAAGACUGUAGGUCGGGAAAGCUUGAGUUAGCAUUGGUACAAAAACAGUGCAACUCUGUAGAUGAAUCCGUUGGCUAUCAGUUGCAAUUUAUUGAAAUGCGUAGUUUUAAGAAUCUCAUCCAUUUAUGUCUACCUAGUCGUAUUGCCCCCUUGAAUGUUGUACUAUUCUAUAUGAGCAGCAGGUUUGAUGUCAUACAGAAACGAACUCAGUCACAAGAAAAUCAAAUACAAGCCUUGCAACAAGAAGUCGACAUGCAUUUGCGCACUAUUGACCAGUUAAAUGCAGAAAAUGGGAAGCUGAGGGAGAAUUUGGUAGAUAACUCAAGAAAUUUAAAUCAACGCCACACCGAAGAGUUGAAACAUUUGCAAGAAAAUUUGCGUAAAACAGCGGAACAGAAACACAUCGAAAAUGAACGUUGCCAAAAUAAAAUUACGGCAUUACAAUUGCAAAUAGAUAAGUUAAUUUCUGACAAAAAUAGUAUGCAAGCAGAAAAAAUUAAAGAGCAAAAACACAUUGAGAUUCUAAAGGAAGAAUUAUCUAGCGCUAAAUCACAGAGUUCAACGCUUAAAGAACAAAUUGAAAGGUUGCACGUAGAAAUAUCAUCUUUAAAGAAUACCGAGCGCAAAAACGAGAUGCAUUUAGUGGAUGCUCGAAAUCAUAUUUCGGAGCUUCAAGAAAAAAUUAAAAAAUAUGACAAAGCCAAGGCUGAUGUUGUCGCUGAACUUGAGGCGGAGAAGAAAAUUUCACAAGCAAAACGAAAAGCACUCGAAAUGGCCGCAGAAGAAAUAUCUAAGGCAAAUGAGAUCAUUUUAAAACAAACACAAGAAUUUAUAAAACUCAAAAAGACUGUUAGUUGGCGAACCGAGGUUGCACUUCAACAGGAGAAAGCAAUCGGAGAUAAAGAUAAACUACUGCAAUUGCGAGAAAAAGAGUUGUCGCAAGCACGGACCACUAUCGAAGCUUUGCGCGAAGAAAUACCACAGCAACUGGAUUCUAUGCGAAAAUUUGCUAAUACACUGGAACGAAAGUAUAGUGAACAAAUCAAUGCAUUGCGCGAUAAAUUAAGUUCAACUGGAAAAGAGAAUAUACCACAACAUGUAUCAACCACACCACUGACCUCUAGCCUUCGCAAAUGAUUGACUAUUGGUUAUUUCUAUUUGCAAUUUAAUACCCACCAUAAUUUUGUACAAGUUUUGUUAUUUAAUAAAAUUUUAUAUAAUAAAUAAAAAAACAAAAUUUA